Molecule: messenger RNA, 4761 nt
Organism: Pecten maximus
Lineage: Eukaryota; Metazoa; Mollusca; Bivalvia; Pectinida; Pectinidae
Product: astakine-like
Exons: 4
Coding region: 97-423 (108 amino acids)
Source: RefSeq, a predicted model, not a curated record
UUAAAAUCUUGGAAUCUAACACCAGUCUAACUGAUAAGAUUACUACCUGGCACACAUACACAUCCGAUACCUGACUUGGACAUAUUACGUGCUAGGAUGACGUUCAGACCAGCUGGUAUCACUCUCUUCCUCGUAACGGUGGUGUUUAUGUUUGUCUCAGCAGAGGACUGUACAUCUGCCUCAGAUUGUGGGCAUGGCGAAUGUUGUGUAGCAAACAACCAGCCGAUUGGAAAGCGAGGUCUCAUGGCGGCUGGUACCUGUCGGCCAUUGGGCCAGGAUGGUUCUAGUUGUUACGCUAGAUAUAUCCAUACGCCCCCUACCGGUAUGGAGUACGCAUGUCCGUGUGGUCCCGGUCUCGUGUGCAAAGGAAGCGGAACCAUCGUGGUUCCAAUAGGCGAGUCUGGAACCUGUGGACAUCACUGAUAUAGCCACUCCGAAAUACGGAACCAGGUCAACAUCGAAUUACAAUAUACUAUUCAUUAUUAAAUCUCAGAUUCAGACUUCUUACCGCCAUUUCACUAGUUAAUUGAAUCUCAGUUUUAGACUACUAACCGCCAUUUCAAUGGUUUAUUAAAUGUCAGAUUUAGACUACUAACCGCCAUUUUAAUAGUUUAUUAAAUCUCAGAUUUAGACUACUAAUCUCUAUUUACCUUACCACAACAUACCCCGGAUGAUUUUCUGGUUUCUCUUUGGAAUUCUUGUGAGUACUUUUCAUUUUUUUGAUUCCGUGUUUGCUUUUCUAAUGAUGACAAGGAUACUCUCUCCUAGGACUCUCCCUAAACACCACCCUUUAUCAACAGUCAAACCUCUAAAUCCUCACCAUAAUUUUCACAAACAGGUAUAUGAUAGUUUCUGACCUUAUGUUUUAAUUACCUUCAUCACACUGAAUCGGUAUAGGUGACACUCUUGUAUUCAAUGCUGUAAGAUAAGUUGCUGUUGUUGAUGACAAGGAGGAAACCCGUUCAAUCAAUUUCAAAGGAACUGGGUUUUCACGGAAAAGUGUCAACCGGGAAAAAAAGGAUCAAUUCGCAACCAAGACCUUCAUAGACGAAUGCCAUGUGCUAGACAAAUAGUAUAUAAUGUAAUCAUUAUACAGCUGUAUAUUGUUAUCGCGGGAGGUGUUGUCGUGCCAUGUCAAUAGGAUGAACGUUUUCUGUAAUAUAAACAAUAUCUACUACGGUAUAUGCGGACAAGUAAUAAUCCAUUGUCUUAAACUCAACAUUUUAUUUAGAAAAAUAAACAACUUACAUUUUCACUAUGUACACUGCUCCAAGCAAUGAUUUAAACACAGAGUAUUGCAGACCUGACGCGUCACACACAAUGUACGACAAUUGUAUCUAUUACUCAAAACAGUUCCAUAAUUAAAACAUACUACAGCAAGAUAUCAACAGUGUUAUUGAGAUAACUGUAAAUAAAACAACCAUUUCCCAUCACAAGGUAAGCAUACAUACUAUAAGAUAUAUGUAAGUUAUAUUAUUUGUGUAUUAUUUUGUAAUUGUACCCUAAUCCCUUCAGUCAUUGAUCUAUCGCCGACCUCUAGAUAAUGUGACCUUUUAAUACACAAAUCCCGAGUGUGUGCUAACAACAAACUUUAUAAGUCAGCUAAAACACGACAUGUUUCCUGUUAUCAACUGUAUUUCCUUAAACACUUUAACAUUCAACAUGAUGUAUGUGUGUGUCACGAGUUUGAUCAACCACUUACCACAGAUUACAAUGCAUACAUACAUGUAGGCGUCCACACGGAAAUGUUUAAACAAAUUAAAAUUAAACAUUUUUUUGUGUGUGUAUAAUUCGUUUUCAUUUGUUGAAAAAUCUCCCUAAAAUUUAAAACCCGUUUAAACAUCGACCAUAUCGUUAUCACUAUACUGAAAUCAAUUAAAUUUCAAGAAAUUUUGUUUUCAUACUAACUCUACAGAAAAAAAGAUCUUAAACUAGAAACCAGCAGGAAAUAAUGACAUUGUGUCUUUCGCGAUUAGAACUGAAAUAACAGUCGCGACAAUAUGAACUAUCGGCAGUAAUACGAUUAACAACACCCUGAGUUAAAUACGUUAACUAGAACACGGAGCCGAAAUACUGAAGCGAUGUCGUUUAUUACGUGUUUAGCAAAUUAAUCGAUUACAUACCCGGUACCCUGAGUUAGACACGUAUAUAUCAUUACAACUCGACUGACAUUAAGUUAUUGAGUUAGACACGUAUACAUCAUUACAACUCGACUGACAUUAAGUAAUUGCAGUGAUUUAGAUGGUUUUAAUUGAAUUCAACGACUGACAUCAAUCAUCUUACCCUGAGUAAUGUAAACAGAACAUAAUAUGACAUCAUAUUUUAUAGAUUGAGUUUGUAGAUAAACUGAUGAUUUCUGACAUCAAACAACAGCAAAUAUCAGUAAAUUCUAUGUUUAGCACUUCAUACCUAUAUACUAAUAUGUUUGCAGUUGGAAGGUAACUGUUCUGACAUUACAAUACAGCGAACUGUACACUAGGGGUCUGACCGUACAAUACAGACAACUGUACACUAGGGGUUUGACCGUAUAAUACAGACAACUGUACACUAGGGGCCUGAAUAUACAAUACAGACAACUGUACACUAGGGGUCUGACUGUAUAAUACAGACAACUGUACACUAGGGGUCUGACCGUAUAAUACAGACAACUGUACACUAGGGGUCUGACCGUACAAUACAGACAACUGUACACUAGGGGUCUGACCGUACAAUACAGACAACUGUACACUAGGGGUCUGACCGUACAAUACAGACAACUGUACACUAGGGGUCUGACCGUACAAUACAGACAACUGUACACUAGGGGUCUGACCGUACAAAACAGACAACUGUACACUAGGGGUCUGACCGUACAAUACAGACAACUGUACACUAGGGGUCUGACUGUACAAUACAGACAACUGUACACUAGGGGUCUGACCGUACAAUACAGACAACUGUACACUAGGGGUCUGACCGUAUAAUACAGACAACUGUACACUAGGGGUCUGACCGUAUAAUACAGACAACUCUACACUAGGGGUCUGACUGUACAAUACAGACAACUGUACACUAGGGGUCUGACCGUAUAAUACAGACAACUGUACACUAGGGGUCUGACCGUAUAAUACAGACAACUGUUCACUAGGGGUCUGACCGUAUAAUAGACAACUGUACACUAGGGGUCUGACUGUAUAAUACAGACAACUGUACACUAGGGGUCUGACCGUACAAUACAGACAACUGUACACUAGGGGUCUGACUGUAUAAUACAGACAACUGUACACUAGGGGUCUGACCGUACAAUACAGACAACUGUACACUAGGGGUCUGACCGUACAAUACAGACAACUGUACACUAGGGGUCUGACCGUACAAUACAGACAACUGUACACUAGGGGUCUGACCGUACAAAACAGACAACUGUACACUAGGGGUCUGACCGUAUAAUACAGACAACUGUACACUAGGGGUCUGACCGUAUAAUACAGACAACUGUACACUAGGGGUCUGACUGUAUAAUACAGACAACUGUACACUAGGGGUCUGACCGUAUAAUACAGACAACUGUACACUAGGGGUCUGACCGUACAAUACAGACAACUGUACACUAGGGGUCUGACCGUACAAUACAGACAACUGUACACUAGGGGUCUGACCGUACAAUACAGACAACUGUACACUAGGGGUCUGACCGUACAAUACAGACAACUGUACACAAGGGGUCUUACCGUACAAUACAGACAACUGUCCACUAGAAGAUCCCGUCCCUACAGAAAAGGGGCAAACACAAAAAGGUUACAUAUAUAAUACAGUAGCGAAACAAAUGAUUUUAAAACUCUCAUCGAAAUGUAUCUCCGGAGUUAUGAUAGAUAAGACGAAUGUAAUUUAAAUAAUUAUUGACUUCAAUAAUUCCUCGCCAAAACGUCUUAAGUUAAUUGUUCGUUUUAAAUAGCUUUCUAACCGCUUCCGGUCGGAGGGACACACUAGCAUAUCAAAACGAGAUAAUUGUCUGGAGUUUGUUACGUAACAUCGUCUGCCGUCCUGAAUAGAGGAAGCACAGUUCACAAUGUUUGAUGUAGUGUAAUCGUAUAUUUCUGUCUUAACAAAAGCAAAGAUCUCCGUGAAAAUGUGACAAAUAUCUCGCACUCUUGUUACAACAGAUCUCCGUAUAGCUAUUCCAAUAUUACGAAGAUUUUAUCUCGUGCCCACAGAGGAUCGUUAUUAUAAAGCUGGUAAAGGUACAUUUUCGAAAUAUAAGUUUAAUUCACAUACCGUUAGGAAACAAAAUGCGGUGGUUAAUAUUUAGAUCGAAUUGACCCGACCUUAGAAUUGUAUGAAUUCUUCAACGCAAAUUUCACUAUUUCGUCAUGGAAGAAAUUCAAUACUAACUUUGAACUGAAUGCGGUAUACAGUGUAUUCUAAUGAUCUGGUAUUCCUUGUGACAAUGAUGGAAGGGCAAACACAUCAAACAACAGUAACGCAUUAACAGUAAUGCUAUGAUAGACAUAUCGAACGUAAUAAAAACUACAAAGUACAUGCUUCCAAUUAUGAAUUGUAUAUUAAUAUGUUUUAAUGUUUUUAGCCUGUUAAUCAGGAUCUGGUAUACAAAACUUAUACAUAGUAUAAAUAAAAUCAUGAUAGCAAUACGAAUCUGUUUAGAACCUUAAAGCCUACACUCGGCGAGGCUAUCAGCUUCCUUUACACAAUAACCUGUAAACAAUAAAGCAAACAAUAAAACAAAUACUUGGCAGUUUUUCAAAUAAGGCAGGUUGAUGCAAA